Acipenser ruthenus (sterlet) is the source of this 1263-nucleotide messenger RNA. Its product is annotated as group XIIB secretory phospholipase A2-like protein. Gene Ontology annotation, cellular component: extracellular region. The transcript has 4 exons. The record is from RefSeq and is a predicted model, not a curated record. NCBI's taxonomy places the organism in Eukaryota, Metazoa, Chordata, Actinopteri, Acipenseriformes, Acipenseridae. Bases 86 to 703 code for a protein of 205 amino acids. Gene Ontology annotation, molecular function: A2-type glycerophospholipase activity; calcium ion binding. Gene Ontology annotation, biological process: lipid catabolic process; cholesterol homeostasis; arachidonate secretion.
UGAUCUCUGCUCUCUCACUCCCUCCCUGAAUAACUCCCAGGUCAGCACGUAUUCUACUGAACGGAUUCCUCCACCUCGUAUAGCCAUGAAGCUGCUUGUCCCUGUCCCUGUUCUCCUGCUCCUCUGCCUCUCUCUGGGGCCCGUGUCCUCCCAGGAGGCAGAUCAAGCUACUCCCGCGCCAGCACAGACCCUCAAUAACACAGAGAAGGAAUCAGACUGGGGCAUCGGGAGCGUCCGGGGCGGCUUCGAGGCAGUCAGUGGAUACUUCGACUCAUUCCUGGAGCUACUGGGGGGGCGCAAUGGGGUCUGCCAGUACCGCUGCAGAUUUGGAAAGGCUCCCCUGCCCAGGCCAGACUACAAGAGCCCCGAGCCCAACGGCUGCAGCUCCUAUUUCCUGGGACUCCAGGUACCAGAAACUCUUGACCUGGGCAUCCCAGCUAUGACCAAGUGCUGUAACCAGCUGGACCUCUGCUAUGACACGUGUGGCGCCAACAAGUAUCGCUGUGACACCAAGUUCCGCUGGUGCCUCUACGGGAUCUGCUCUGACCUCAAGAAGAGUCUGGGCUUUGUGUCAAAGGUCGAAGCCUGUGAGUCGGUAGCAGACACCCUGUUUAACACGGUCUGGACUCUGGGCUGCAAACCAUUCAUGAACAGCCAGAGGGCAGCCUGUAUCUGUGACGAGGAGGAGAGAGAGGAACUAUAAAGCCAAGGACAGCAGUGCCAGUACUGGAGAGGCAUUCCUGUAUAGAACAUGAAAUAAUACAACAAUACAGUACAAGAACACAGCACAUUCCAAUGUAAUAACAUUCCACAGUGUUAAAACCGUUCUACACAGAGACCAGUGCAGUCAAAAACUAGAUUAAAUAGACAUGUCUACAAUUGUGACUAAACUAUGGACUAUGGAUUUUUCUGAUUGUUGCGAUGCUGGGGCACUCUUAAGGAGUGCUGACCAGUUCCAGCCAAUCAGACUUUCAAAUUCUUGGGCUUAUAGACACUUAAUAUAAAAUAUACAAUGGACAUAUAACUUUGUGGCUCUUAAGGGGCAGACUAUGGUCUUUUGCAUAGGCAAGAACACUGAUCCUAGACUCAAUAACAAACAACACAAUGGCACAUCAGGGGCGCUAAGCCACCUUAAUCAGCCCCUUCAUAUUGUUUUCUUGUUGCUGUAGUCUCGUCUGCACGCUGUUUGCAAACCCAUUGAGCUUAAAUGUGUCAUUAUUUAUUUGUUGUCUUUGCGUGAAAUGAAAACCACAUUGUGCUGGA